CAGAUCUGUGUUAUUCUGCUGAGCCUCCUACUUGUGUAUGACGUCUUCUUCGUUUUCAUUACUCCUUUCUUCACCAAGAAUGGUGUUAGCAUCAUGGUGCAGGUUGCACUGGGCCCAGAUGCAUCUGGGGAGAAGACGCAAGGUAACAUGGUGGAGGUCCCAGCUGAACCCCAGGCUCCCUCUGAGAAACUCCCAGUGGUGAUGCGUGUCCCACGGUUCUCAGCCUGGGCUCAGAACUUGUGUGGGAUGCAGUUCUCCAUCCUGGGUUACGGAGACAUCAUUGUUCCAGGUCUGCUGGUGGCCUACUGCAGCAGGUUUGAUGUGUGGAUCAACAGCACUAAGAAGAUCUACUUUGUCAGCUGCUGCAUAGCCUAUCUGCUCGGAAUGAUCCUGACCUUUGUCGUCAUGCUGCUGUCAGGGAUGGGUCAGCCUGCCCUCCUCUACCUGGUGCCCUUCACCCUGAUCACCUCCGCCGUGGUGGCUGGGUGCCGGGGAGAGAUGAAGCACUUCUGGGCAGGAACCACUUAUGAGGUCUUGGACUCCAGGGAACCAUUGUUGCCAGAGGUAAGAACUAACAGCUCCGUAGGUGGAGAAAGAUGCUGACUCACAGUGAAGAGUGUGGACCCAACUGCUGGAUGCUUUUUAAAAGAUAUAUUUUUUAAUAUUACAUUUGCAAAGUGAGGGAACAGAUCAACACUUUCGUAAAACAUUGCAGGUUCCUUCUGACUGCUGUGAAUUGUUAGUAAAUUAAAUAAAAUUGUAAGUUGAACAGAGAUGUUAAGUGGUGAAGAGGUGUUGUUUAGUGCCUGAAAUGUAUGUCAGCUUCACUUUCGGAAAACUGUAAUGCCUUUGCCUUGAUGAUGUUGAUGAUUGCAAACAACAAAAUCAGAAAGCACUUUAUAAUGUGUAGCUUGGCGGUUGGUUCAUUGUGGACAGGGUGGGGAUAGGGGUUUCAAUUACUUGUAGCGGCCUAAUGACACAUUUUGAUAACUGUUUUGAGGUUUCUGUGUUUGUAUUAUGUGAUUUCUUCCAUUGCCUUAUAUAUUAAAAUCAACAAUUUAAACCUAA
Molecule: messenger RNA, 1068 nt
Organism: Paralichthys olivaceus (Japanese flounder)
Lineage: Eukaryota; Metazoa; Chordata; Actinopteri; Pleuronectiformes; Paralichthyidae
Source: RefSeq, a predicted model, not a curated record